AUGCGUUCGUCAAUUCAAUUUGCUCUUCUUCUCGUUGGCAUUGUUUCGGUACAAAGCAAACCUCUUUCGAAUGGAGCCAAUAAUUUCAAUCCACUGUUUAAUCAAUUAUCAUCACAAAACAAUAUGGCUAAUCAACUGAACAGUCUUGCAAGUCAAAUUGCUAAUGAUAUUUCUCCAGAACUAUUCCAAACUAUUGCACAGCAAAUUGAUCAACUCAAUCAAAAUGUAGUUAAUGGUCAGUUCAAUGCGAACGCAGUUCUAAGUGACGUGUUAUCGCAACUACAAGAAUAUCUUCAUUCGAACAAUGCACUAUACAACACUGUUGCUAAUCAACUUCAACAACUCGUAAAUCAAGGUGGUGCUCCUUCAGCUCGUUCGAGCUUUAGCUUUGCAUCUGCAUCUAGUAACAACAAUGGUGUCGUUCAAAAUGUUUCCAGCAACGAACCCAAUGCUCAUGUGAGUGUCGGUGAACCAGUUGAAAAUAUUGAAGAAUUCUUCAACCAUGGUCGUCCUGCUGCACCUCGCUCAAGUUUUAGUUUCGCAUCUGCCUCUAGUAAUAGCAAUGGUGUCGUUCAAAAUGUUUCCAGCAACGAACCCAAUGCUCAUGUGAGUGUCGGUGAACCAGUUGAAAAUAUUGAAGAAUUCUUCAAUCAACAACAAUUGGUCUAUGGUGGCAGACGAUAUUGA
Adineta ricciae is the source of this 687-nucleotide messenger RNA. Lineage: Eukaryota; Metazoa; Rotifera; Eurotatoria; Adinetida; Adinetidae. The record is from the annotation of a GenBank genome assembly.